CAAAGUGAAUAACACCUUGUUUUCAAAACCGAUAAAAUAAGAAACAUUUUAGGCUUAAAUCUUCCAACUUGACAAAGUUCAGGCCAAUAAACGGGAAAAAAAUGAUUAAAUUGUUAAGAUUUAUUACAUAUUAGAACUUCACAUGGCGCAACUUGACAUUCGUUUUUCUCCCUUGUUUGUCAAUAUUUUCAUUCUCUUACCAGUGUUACCAAUAAAAUCUUUAUCUAAAUCCCAAGGAAACAGUGAUGCCAACCUAUUAAUAACAUUAUUAGCAGAGUAAACGUUUUGACCAUACGAUAACAUAUUCAUAGUAAUAAGUUUUACAUCCUCCUUUUACCUGCGUCGAUAAAGUCUCCGCCACUUCCGUUCUGGAAUCAGUAUUUCGUAAAUGCAUUUCCUUCAUUCUGUCUCGCCGGCCAAUGGAGCUCUAUGUAAAAUAAAUUUAUUUGAUUUUAAAAAUGUCAUUAAUGUUCUCACGAGAUCCACUUACAUUCCAUUCUGCAUAGAUAUUGAACACUGUCAGUGAUUUAGUAACAGAGAUAUCUCUCAGAGGAGGUGGAGAAUAUUAUAGAACAUAACAAUCGGUACAACAUCUCUUCUAACAAUGCUAACAAAUUCACAAAACACGUAAAACAAUCGUUUUCCUGUUUACGUGAUAAGUUCACCGAGAAAGAUAAAAAAAAUUACCUUCUUCCCAAGAUAAAUGAACAAGAUAAGUGACACAAUGCUUUUUCUUCUUUUAAUGGUCCCUUCAGAGCAGUAAGAAUAUUUUAAUAUUUACCGUCACAUCGCUGAUAUAAUCAUUAAGGAUACAGUGUGCUAUCUAAAAUUGAAAAUGUCGCUGCAUGGUCUCGGAGAGUGAUUCGAAUAGACUGGAGGGGAAAUUGGACGCUGUUGACUUCGUGGAUGCAGAUCACGGGAUGUAAGGACGAUAAACAAUGGAGAAAAAUUCCAUAUGGUGGAUUGAGCUCGUUAUUAUAAUCGCAGUAUUCGUUGUUGGACUAGUAGGAAACAUCUUUGUGCUGAUCAUUGUACAGGCGAAAAACGCCAGAAAGACAGUCCAUGGAAUAUUCGUGACGUGUCUGGCAGUGGCGGAUUUGGCUUUGUUGUGUUUUGACUCGCCUGUUUCCAUUCUAGGUAAGUUUGAUGUGGCUUCCGAGAUAUUUAACUGCAGAGUUCAUCUAAUUGUGGUAACAACAGGCUACAAUGUAGGACUUUUUACCAUCACAUCCAUGGCGAUGCAUCGAUGCCACAUUGUGACUCAUCCGUGGAGACCAAAGUUAAAACGUAAAGGAGCAAUAAUAUGGGUGUCGCUAAUAUGGCUGGCAGCUUUUAUUCUGGUUAUUCCGCUUAUCGUGGUCAAUAAACCAACGAGAAAUGGCUGUGAAGAAUUUUGGCCCACGCCUGGUCACAGCCAAGCGUACACUGUCUCACUCAUGACAAUUCAAUACAUAAUGCCCCUACUCAUUACAAUAUUGAACACUGUCAGUGAUUUAGUAACAGAGAUAUCUCUCAGAGGAGGUGGAGAAUAUUAUAGAACAUAA
This is a messenger RNA of Orbicella faveolata, 1544 nucleotides long. Its product is annotated as pyroglutamylated RFamide peptide receptor-like. The record is from RefSeq and is a predicted model, not a curated record. Lineage: Eukaryota; Metazoa; Cnidaria; Anthozoa; Scleractinia; Merulinidae.